AUGGAGACCGACUUUACGGACCCAAGUCACGAAUGGUGGGCCCGGCCAUCGGACGGCUGCUUGGUUCCUCUGGUGCUUCAGAGCGGCCAAGAGCCAGAGGUUCUGCCCGAGACAUCGAGAUGGUCGCGCCUGGGAAAGCCGUCGUCCCGAGUCUCGCCACUUUUGCGCGUUUCUUACUGGGCCGGCUCAUCUUUGUUUGUUCCUGGCACAAGAACAUACAACAUUAGCCCCCACACCCUGGCGUUGACAGCGCUGAAGCUGCUCAUGGCUUGGCCGAUACUUUGCAUGCUGGUUUCCUGGGCGGGUGAUUUUGGGACGACCGCACAGCAGCUUAUCGAUGCUCGCAACAAAAAGGACUCACGUUACGACAACGUACACGUUCUUUCGGAGGUGGGCAAUGCCCCGAAGAGAUUGUUCUCAAAUCGACUCGUGGUAGAUCAUGAUGACGCCUUGCUUCCUGGUCCUUUGCAAGAACCAGGGGCUCCGCCGUCUGAACAGCCGUAUACCGACAACAUCAGGUUGAGCGGGUCUCUGCCGCCUUCGGGGCUACGGCCCGUCAAUAGCUCACCAAUUUCUCUUCGUCCAAGGUACCUAUGCUUCGUUAAAGACUUUGAGAAAGGCAUUUACGAGACAGUCAAAGUUUCCGAGUACCUCGAUCAGCACGGCGACGACGUAGAUUUAGAAUUCGUCUUCGUUUCCUACACACGGCUGCAAUUCAGAGUGGCUACCGAGGAGGAACUCAACAAGCAUGACUACCCAGAUGAAGCUACCAGGGACGCUAACAAAAAAGUCGCACGAAAAGACCGAGAGAUCUUGGCCAAAUGGGGCAUGGACGCCGCGAAGAGGGUGGGAAAGAGGGCAUUCUGGCUAGACUUUGAGUGCGUCAGGAACGACGACGGCAUCGCACGAUCGACGAGCAGCAGCCAGGACGUCUACCGAAUCUGCGACAUUGUUCGUGCGGCCCAUUCCAUGAUCAUCGCCAUCGGACCAUCAGCCAACGACAAGGUCACAGCAAUCCUUGCUAGUUCUGGACCCCCUACGUAUAAGCGCGAGAACGUGACCCCUUGGCUACGGCAGUGGGGAUCCCGCCUGUGGACGCUGCCGGAACUUCUGCUUUGCCCCGCGGAAUAUCGCAUACGACUCUACGUGUUUGGAGAUCCCGCGGAACCCAAAGAAGUGGCCAAACGGAACUUUGCUGAGCGAGCGUGGGACGACGCAGAGGCCGUGAAGGAACUCGUGGACCACUUUGAAGGAUCCGCAAUCCUAACCGACCUCCGGCUCAUCGAGGCUGCUCUCGCCUGUUUCUCAAGGCGUCAGACGGACCAAUUCAGCCAGGGCGACAUCGCUUAUGCGACCAUGGGUCUCUUCCCUAACCGCCAUCGGCCUCCAGUGAACAAGGAAGACUCCGGAUUCCAGGCCUUUGCCAAGCUCUCCAUUGCCAAUGACAGUGGAGCCUUUCUGAGCAGGUUGAUAUCCCUCUCUCCACGAGACGGGGCGCCAUGGCACCAGGUAGAGGAUACCUGGGGUGCUAGGCUCAGUGAAAUCUCUCCAAGUGUCAGUAUCUCUGGCGUGGUUGGCUCCGACAUAGUCAUGCUGGACAGGGUCCAUGGUGCGACGAUCCAUUGGGACAAUCUCGAGCCAGAGCCUUGUUUCGACCGGAGCUUCAAUAUGCACUAUCUCACCUUUAUCGGCACAUGCUACUUCUUUUCCUUCUCCAUCCCAAUGGCGUUCUCUCUUUUUAUUGGUCUUGCCAGCAUAUUGUCCUCGAGCGCCAUGCGAAUAACAGUCUGGAGAGUCUAUGCGUAUGGCCUUCCUCUGGCCGGGGUCUUUGCCAUCUUGUUCCCGUUAGUUUUGAUCUCGACGCGAGGAAGGAUCAAACAGCCUAUCAAAACCCGGCUCAUCGGCAUAGAGGGUAUUGUCGACUCUGCAAGCAUCGAGAAGCACCUAUGGGGUUUCAACCACGGAAAUCUCACCUCUACAAACCCGCAACAAUAUAGCGAUGAAGGUGAUCUCCGAGAACCCCAAACAUCGAUACCGUCCCCCGGUCCUCCAUGUGGAAGCGGCAGUUUCGCCUUCACUCUGGUGGAUACACACUUGAUGACGGUGACGCACUUCCACUGCCGUCUGCCCCCGGUCGCCAUACUCGAAUGUGGUUCUGAAGGCGGUUUGCAGCGAACGCUCCUCUGCUCAUACGACUGGCGGACAAACACCUUCCACAGACAAGCUGUUCUGAGAGUGCAUCGUCGGGGGUUUGAGCAAUUGCAUCGGAUUGAUCAGGUUCGAUUGUCAUUGGUACCCCACCCUCAACUUAACGAGCAGACCCCUGACACCAUGCACGAUGCAUCGUCAUCCUCUCUCCGUAGUAUCAAUUUGGACCUCUUACGAGCACAGAACAGCGUGACGAAGACUCCUAAUCUCGUUGAGGGUUGUCGCUCGUGGAAGACGGAGUUUCUGUUUUUCGCAAUAUGCCUUGCCGGACUGAACACACUCGGCCCAACUGAUUCUACCAAGGCGAACGCAUCCUUCAUCUUUCACGUGUGUUUCCUCGUGGGUCAAGUGCCAGGCUUCAUCCUGUUGCUGUACUUGCCACUCAACCAAGUUUCCAUCUGCACUUUCGCAGCGAACGUCCUCGUCAGAAUUGCCAGAGGCGGUGGGUUGGGUAGCGAUACUGCCAUGCUACUUUCCGUGGUCCACGGUCUCCUGAAGGGCUGUCUCGCGUUGACGCUCAUCAAGUACAUGGCAUCAUGGUACCCAAUCAAGGAGUUACCACUGCGUUUCCUCUUUUGGAAGGUCGCCAGUGCAGGGCUGAUUAGCUUGCUUGGUUAUUUGCCGACUCUCACCUUUCAUGACAUUUCCUUCGCUCUCGACAUCAACGGCGUCAUCUUUUUCGCCAACAUCAUCUUGCUCUAUUCCACCAUACAGUUUGGCUUCUCGAAUGUUCUUGGGGGGCCUAAGGACGUUACUUGGCUCACUCCGUACCAAAAACUCUACUACUCCCGGCAUGCGGCUGCUGAGUCGUUCUAUGCCAAAGAAGCAGGUGCUGUUCGGUGGAUUCACCAGCAAUCACUCUCCAAGGCUUUACAGUCAUUUCUGGUCUUGGCCAUUGCCCUGACGACAUCUCUCAGCUCCCUGGGGGGUGUCGUCCACGAAGACCCGGUCAGCGGUACGGGCGCUGUGCUUUUAAGUAUCCUCGCUGGCCUCUUGAUCUACAAAUUGCCAUCGAUGCUUUUCGUCGUCCUUGUCUCGCUUGCGGCAAUAUCAGGCCUCUGGAGUGUCGUUGUCGUUUCCAACUUCAGCUUCGACGAAGCUGUUCUUUGGGCCUUCAUCGUCUGCCAAUCGCCGACGUGGCCCGGAGCGCUGGGCCUAGUGGCCUUAUCGUGGAUAGGCUGGGCAGCCGGUCAAAUCAUCAAGAAUUACACGGACAAGGUCUUAACUCUUGCAGCUCAACUGCCUUUACUCAUUGGUCAGAUUAUACUUUGGGCGCUGUUGUGGGCUUUGCGUGGACGUGAGAGUAGAGUCAGACUGCCUGAACAGCCACAGGGCGUUUUUGCGGCGACGGAUAGAAACAUUGAGGAUCAAGACAUUGAGACGAGAGAAUAG
Colletotrichum orchidophilum is the source of this 3600-nucleotide messenger RNA. RefSeq lists its product as uncharacterized. The record is from RefSeq and is a predicted model, not a curated record. Bases 1 to 3600 code for a protein of 1199 amino acids. NCBI's taxonomy places the organism in Eukaryota, Fungi, Ascomycota, Sordariomycetes, Glomerellales, Glomerellaceae. The transcript has 7 exons.